Anoplopoma fimbria (sablefish) is the source of this 1134-nucleotide messenger RNA. It is a transcript of the gene cenpo, whose product is annotated as centromere protein O. The transcript has 6 exons. Gene Ontology annotation, cellular component: kinetochore; Mis6-Sim4 complex. NCBI's taxonomy places the organism in Eukaryota, Metazoa, Chordata, Actinopteri, Perciformes, Anoplopomatidae. The record is from RefSeq and is a predicted model, not a curated record. The coding region runs from base 167 to 1039 and encodes 290 amino acids.
UGAUCAUGUUUUGAAUUCGCUUCCGGGGUUGAAGCUGGGGGGCGGGGCUUACGGGUGGUGACGUCACAGCCGCCAAAAAUCAAACAUUUCCGCAACGUGUAGCGGAUGUUUUCAUCAUAAAGCUGCUAACGAACACUAUUCAACACAAAAUAAACAAUUGCAUAUCAUGGAGGGAGCGUCUACGAAAGGUGUUUUGAGUCAUCUCAGUCUGCUGGAAGUUCAGGCCCGGAGCCGUAAAACUCAACCUCAGAGGCCGAGUCAGCUGAAGGAGCUGAAGGCUAAAGUUGAAGCUCUGAUGACGCAGAGAGACCAGCUGAGAGCAGAGACAGAGACUCAUCAGAAUCUCAAGAAACUGAGGGCAUCUAUGGACAAACAGUGUACACAUGAAGAAGAUGAAGAGGAGGGAAUGGAUGAAGACUCUGAGAACUCCAACCUACUGCGGCUGAUGGCCAGACAAACACAACUGAAAGACCUCCUGCAUGCUCAUCACAUCAUUGGUGGCUACAACGUCAUAAAGACCCAUCAAGGUAAAGGAGUGUGCGUGUCCAUGGCUACAGCCUACGAGGGAGUCUGCUUAGAAACCUACAAUCUGGAGAUCAACCUGAAGCCGACCGUGAGGAUCAGUCGUCACAACGUUCCCCCGUUCAUUCCUUUAAACGACCUGACGGAGCGGAGCAACAUGCAGACAGAUUUAAGGACUCUUUUGGACCCCCUCAGCCAACAUCUCAACGCCUUUGCCGGUCGCAGGCAGCAGUUGAAGCUUCUUAAGGAGCUCCAUAAGUCUGUCGAGGUGAUGGAGAGCAACGUUUUGUGUUCAUUACUGGUGCUGAUGUUCACGGUGCCGAGAGAGAAGACGGCUGUUCUCUGCUCGCUGGACUACACCGACCGCACCAGAUGUCUUCCCACGAGAGUCCACUUUGAAUGUGAUGACAAGGAGCUUCCUGAUUCUCCAGAGUGGAAGAAACACCGCAGCCUUUUCAUGGAGACUCCUGUUCACAAAGCUUUGAUAACCAUGAGGAAGAUGGGGAAUAUUCUGUAAUUUAUUAAGAAAUAAAAUGAAACUUUUCUACAUUUUAAUAUACAAAUUAUUCACGUUCUCAUUGUUUUAUAAAAUUUAUAAUAAAACACAAAUAU